AUGAAGAGGCCAGUGCGGUGCCCAGAUUCCAAAGGUAAAUCUCUGCAAAAGGUCGAUGGGCUUAUCGAGAUUCCAUGUAUUUCCGAAGAGAACACUGAUGAGGAUCCUGAGAUUAGGGUUUCUGUGAAGGAUGACAGGUUGAUAGGGAAGAAAUUGAGAGAGGCUAUGUUGACUAAGGGGAAACCGAUUGUGUUGGAGAAGUGGGAGCAUCAGCAAGACGGAGAUCAUGAAGAAGAUGUUGCAGGUCGCCCCAAAUCACCUCGAGCAAGUCACGAUUUCGAUCAAGACAUUGCUUCACAUGAACGACCUACGGUGGAAGAGGUAAUUAGAAGAUUGCGCAUCAUCGAGCAAAGGAAGAAGAAUGUCACUUCAGCUAUCGGCAAGCAGGGUCGUCUUCUCCUCACUGAGGAGGAGUGGUUUGCAUAUUGA
Cucurbita pepo subsp. pepo (vegetable marrow) is the source of this 429-nucleotide messenger RNA. Lineage: Eukaryota; Viridiplantae; Streptophyta; Magnoliopsida; Cucurbitales; Cucurbitaceae. The record is from RefSeq and is a predicted model, not a curated record.